AGCUCCCGCAGGACCGAACUUGCGUCAGCUAGUCAUGUGACCGCCCCGUACCACGUGACGCUUUCCCAGAUGAACUCUGUUGUGGAGGAGUCGGUGACGCGAUAUGUUAGCGGUGACUUCUAGGAGAGCGGUUCCCUGGGGUCUCGGUGCAGGCUGGGCCUCCGGGGCGGUGCUUCGACAGGUCAGCUCUUUACCAAACUAUUCUUUUCCUAAAGAGGUGAAAAUUGUGGAAGUGGGACCUAGGGAUGGCCUGCAGAAUGAAAAGACUAUUGUUCCAACUGAAGUUAAGGUCCAACUGAUUAAUAUGUUAUCUGAGUCUGGACUACAGGCAAUAGAAGCAACAAGCUUUGUGUCUCCAAAAUGGGUCCCACAGAUGGCAGAUCAUAUAAGUAUAAUGCAUGGAAUAAAGAAGUUCCCCAAUGUCAGCUACCCUGUUUUGACCCCAAAUCUCACAGGAUUCCAGAAGGCGGUUGAAUGUGGGGCCAAAGAAGUAGCCAUAUUUGGUGCAGCUUCUGAGCUUUUCAGUAAGAAGAAUAUUAACUGCACUAUAGAAGAAAGUUUACAGAGAUUCCAGGCAGUUACAGAGGCAGCAAAAGAAGCCAAUAUACCUGUACGAGGGUAUGUCUCUUGUGUUCUUGGAUGCCCAUAUGAAGGGAAAGUGUCUCCUAGUAAAGUGGCUGAGGUGGCGCACAAGAUGUUUUCCAUGGGUUGCUAUGAGAUCUCCUUAGGAGACACUAUUGGAGUGGGGACACCUGGCAGUAUUCGAGAAAUGUUGACAGCAGUUCUGGAAGUAAUACCUGUCAAGGCUGUAGCUGUUCACUGUCAUGACACAUAUGGACAGGCUCUAGCAAACAUACUUGUGGCUCUGCAGAUGGGAGUGCAGGUGGUGGAUUCCUCUGUUGCAGGUUUAGGUGGGUGUCCUUACGCACAAGGAGCUUCUGGGAAUGUAGCCACAGAAGAUGUCGUUUAUAUGCUACAAGGCCUUGGCAUUCACACAGGAAUUGAUUUAAAGAAGCUUACAGAAGCUGGGGCCUUUAUAUGCAAAGCUCUCGGAAGGAAAAGCAGUUCUAAAGUGGCACAAGCAAUGUCUAAACUGUGAGAUUAAACCUAUGCACAAUGUCCUCUCCACAAAUCAGGACUUUUCUGAAUUCCCUUAGAUCUGUUUAUAAUGGAACAAUGGAUGGUUUUCCCAAAAAAAAGGUUAUGGCUGUUUUGGUGAUGUUUCCCAUUGUUAGUACAGAGCAGGAUGAGAGGUGGCUAGAGAGAUGCCAUUUCUACAGCUCGUGUUGGGGGAAGUAGGAAGGGGAAGGAUUGUUCCUCACUGCAGAGACCCAGUUGGUAUAUGGAGACCUGUUUUGAUGUCCUUUGUUAAAAUAUUGUAGAUUUGGAAAAUGUUUAUUUCUGUUGAACAGGUUUUAUGUAAAAAAAAAAAUACAUACUUACUGUCUAUAUUUGUAUUAUUUUUUGCAGCAUAUUUUUCUGUAUUGUUUGCCAGCAUAGACUUUUAUUAUGUUCCCUUUUUACAGCAUAAUGUGCUCAAUGCAUAAAAGGUAGCACAAAUAUAGG
Messenger RNA from Hyla sarda, 1566 nucleotides. It is a transcript of the gene HMGCL, whose product is annotated as 3-hydroxy-3-methylglutaryl-CoA lyase. The record is from RefSeq and is a predicted model, not a curated record. NCBI's taxonomy places the organism in Eukaryota, Metazoa, Chordata, Amphibia, Anura, Hylidae. Gene Ontology annotation, biological process: L-leucine catabolic process; ketone body biosynthetic process. The transcript has 9 exons. Bases 104 to 1099 code for a protein of 331 amino acids. Gene Ontology annotation, molecular function: hydroxymethylglutaryl-CoA lyase activity.